UGUCUGGUGAACUUUCCAGAAGAGGAGGCCCUGCUGCAGGAGGAGCCAAGAGGCAGAGAAGAGGCACCAAAAGCUGUGGAGUUGCAGCAGCUGUUGCCCUUGGGGGGUGUGUACCACAUUUCUGCCCUGCAGCUGCCGCCCCAGGCCCAGGACAUCGGGGACUGGAGCAUGGUGGAGCUGCUGGAUGUUGGAUUGGAGGUGUAUCCAUAUUCCCCAGGAAAGGCUGAAGAUGGCACACAGGAAGCAGUACAGAUAACCCUGAGGCUCCCUGAUAAUGUGAUUUAUUUUAAAGUGCCUGUGGUAGCCCAAUGGGAUCCUAUAGGCCAGCAGUGGAGAACUGAUGGCAUCAGCAAGAUAACCUAUGAAGCAGAAGAAAAGAGCAUCACCUUUAGCAUGGGUGCCUUUUACACAGUAGCCCUUCUCCAGGAUGCUCACCUGAAUCUGCCCUAUCAGGCCUGGGAAUUGCACCCUGCUGGUGUGGAUGAAGGGCUCUUCACAGUUACUGCAGUCUUUGCAACCAUUCAGAUACAAAUUAAGGAUAAUCAGCAUAUGUUGUCUUCAGUAGUGGUGGAAGAAGAGGAGAUGCUUUCCCACAUCACAGGAAAAUGGAUGAGUCCUUUUGCCCUCAGAGCAGCUUUGAAAAGAGCUGGAGUGAACAUUUUCCCAGCAGAGUACUCUCCCAAGUACGUCCCUGUGCCCAGGAAGGCUGCCCUUGCAGAAGUGAAGGCCUAUGAACAGAUGGCUCUGCUUGCAGCUGCUUUUGCUUUUGCUCACAGCAAGUGGAAUGGAGAAGCAGGGCCAGAGCAAGUUGUGUUCAAGGUUUGUGGAAUCCCACCAAACUCCCAGAGCAGACCAGCACUGACCCCUUCCCCAGUUAGACAGGAACAAUUAACUCACCCGUGCUGGCUUCAGCCCCUGCCUCAGUUCAGUCACAGACUGCACCUGGGAGCUCUCAGGGGACACAAGUCACAGCAACAAAGACACUGGCUAAGGAAAAUGGAGCUGGUAAGGGAACAUCUCACAGUGAUGAAAGUACAAAACCUCAAGCUCCCUGAAACCAGUGAAGCUUUUUCAAAAGAGCUGGAAGAAGAGUCUGAAUUUCACUCCACACUCUACCACAUGCUCAAGGAUUCUGCCAGCAGUGAAGCCAUGGAUAAAGUGGAAAGAGCUGGCUUCCUGUUUAUUGAUUCUGUGUAUCAGCUGCUCCUGCCUACCAGAGUUUUAGCAUACUCUUAGAUACUGCAUGCUUUCCUUUGAAACUUUAUUAUCAAAAGCUUUUAAAUAAAGUUACAUUUCAAGUCUUAAAUCAUUUUCUAUUCAAAACACUGAAAAAGGUUCUGAAA
Vidua macroura (Pin-tailed whydah) is the source of this 1343-nucleotide messenger RNA. RefSeq names its product dynein axonemal intermediate chain 7-like. Gene Ontology annotation, molecular function: beta-tubulin binding; microtubule binding. Gene Ontology annotation, cellular component: axoneme. Lineage: Eukaryota; Metazoa; Chordata; Aves; Passeriformes; Viduidae. The record is from RefSeq and is a predicted model, not a curated record.